AUGGCGCAAAGGGAGACGUCCAAAAUUCCAGCGAAAAAGGCGCCGCCCGCGAGCAGCGACGCCCCCCAAGCGACGCCGCCAGCGGGAAAGAAGUCCGUCGUCGAAGUUACUCUCAGCUACAAGAUCGUCGCGUCAAUCGGGCAUCUGUUCGUGACGGCGUGCGUGCUCGCGUCUUUCGCCGGCUGGUUCUACCUGCUCAAUCCCAGAGCGAAGCUCGUGAUUUUCUGCGUCUUCGUCUACGGCCACUAUCGCUACGCGUGCAUCAGCGCAAAAAUCAAAUCUCGCGGCGCUUCUUGAGCCUCGAGCGACUCACUGGUUGCUUCUGUCGCAGGUCCGCAUGCAGCACGCGAACUGGAUGGAUAAAUUCGCCGACCGCCGCGCGCGCUACGAUCCGAAGUGCCCGUCCCACCAGCGCCAACUACCGCGGCGCCGCUCUUCCGUAGGCGACGGCGACGGCAUUGCGGACGCCGUCACGACUGGAAGCGUCAGGGUAUGUUCCCGGGCCGCUACUCUGAAAUAUUUGGGCGCGGCGAACGACCAGGAUGUAUUCUGA
Molecule: messenger RNA, 553 nt
Organism: Pelagomonas calceolata
Lineage: Eukaryota; Pelagophyceae; Pelagomonadales; Pelagomonadaceae
Source: the annotation of a GenBank genome assembly